Messenger RNA from Drosophila gunungcola (fruit fly), 849 nucleotides. RefSeq names its product charged multivesicular body protein 6-A (gene Vps20). The transcript is spliced from 3 exons. Gene Ontology annotation, cellular component: ESCRT III complex; multivesicular body. The record is from RefSeq and is a predicted model, not a curated record. Bases 82 to 732 code for a protein of 216 amino acids. NCBI's taxonomy places the organism in Eukaryota, Metazoa, Arthropoda, Insecta, Diptera, Drosophilidae. Gene Ontology annotation, biological process: late endosome to vacuole transport via multivesicular body sorting pathway; vesicle budding from membrane.
AUGAUAGGAAAGCCAAAAGUGCGUCUUCAGACAUUUCCACCAUUAAACAGCCGAAUUGGCAGCACUUCCUCGUAGUUAGUCAUGGGAGCUUUGUUUGGGAAAAGCAGCAAAAAGACGGCUCCUAGCCGGAUUACCGACCAGGACAAGGCGGUGCUGCAAUUGAAGCAACAAAGGGAUCGCCUUAAGCAGUACCAAAAACGCAUAGAAACGCAGCUGGAGAAUGAUCGACUUAUGGCCAAGAAGUGCCUGCAGCAGGGUCGCAAAGACCGGGCCAAACUGCUACUGCGCAAAAAGAAGUACCAGGAAAGUCUGCUGACCAAUGCCGACAAGCAGCUGGAUAACCUGGAAAAGUUAGCCGCCGACCUGGAGUUCGCCCAGGUGGAGAUGAAGGUGCUGGACGGCCUCAAGGCGGGAAAUGCCGCCCUGAAAAAGGUGCACGACAUGCUGGACAUCGACGAGGUGGAACGAAUCAUGGACGAAACCCGCGAGGGCAUCGAAAAGCAGCAGGAGAUAGACGCCAUACUGACCGAUGUGCUGACCACGCAGGACGAGGAGGAUGUCCUGGCCGAACUGGAUGCCCUCGAGGCGGAGGAAGAGCAGCAAAAGGCCGUUCAGCUGCCCGAGGUGCCCACCGAGGACCUCCCGACUCCCGCCGAAAGCGAAACCGCGGAGGAGCCGGAAAAGACCAAAGCAAUCAGCAGCAAACCCAAGAAAGUCCUGGUGGAGGCAUAGAACCUAAACUAAAACGAAACCAAUGCCAUUUUGUAUGUAUAUAUUGACGUUUAACUAAAUUUUCAAUAAGUCCAAUGUGAAAUACAUAUUUUAAUAGACUACGCUUUGCCUCAGGAA